AUGACUGACGUCCUCCGCCCCGGUCUACAACCGGCUUCCCUCAAGUCGGGAUCGACCACUGCAAGCUCCAGGUCGACUGCGAUCCCCGCGCCGAUGCAACCGCCACUCGUACGGCCAAGCUCGCGCUUGAAAUCACAAAAGACAUAUGUUCGAGAAGAGCAAGUCGAUCCAGCGAGUGAAAAGGCCACCCUUGCCUUAAUCCGACGCGUUCUUCGUCCCCCAACCAGCGAUCAUGGCUCAUCCUCCCAACAACCUCCUGAAAGUCCGUUGCCUCCCCUCACGAGCUCCAAUGACGUCGACCUUCAGCUUUACGCCAUAAUUGCAAUAAUAAUGAAAGAUUUUGUGUACUCUUGGUACUCCAAGAUCACCCCCGACCAGGCCCUCGUCAAUGAAGUUCUACUAGUGAUAGCACACUGCACCCGUGCCUUAGAGCAAAGAAUACGCCAAAUAGACGUUACACAAUUGGUAUUUGACGAAAUUCCAGCGCUAGUGGAAGCGCAUAUCGCUUCUUACAGAUUGGCCAAGAAGCAGUCAUCUAUGUCAGGUCUACCUACGUCGUAUCGUGCAAUCUAUCAUGAGUUGAAUCCCCAUCCUGGGUUGUCGCCAGUUCCAGAUUCUAUAGAUCCCGACACGAUAACAAUGCAGAGAGAAAACGAAGAGGUCUAUCGUCGACUACUUGCCAACGGGAUCUUGACAAUUCUGCUACCAACUGAGGACUUAGAAAAUAGUAGUCUGCGCACAUUGGUCGCAGAUGUCAUAGCGGACUUGAUUUUGGGGAAACAAGUUAGCGGCAAGAUAUGCGAAGGAUGGUUUCUCUAUGAAAGCAUCACCAAGCUCAUUACAUUGAGACAUCGUACAGAAGCCGAUAUCAAGGAGUCUUCGGAAGACGUUCCUGCCAACCAGCUAAAGAAAUUCGGCUUGCUUCCGAUCAAAGACGAGUCUAAUAGCCCACAACCUGUCCAAUUACCAGCAACGGCCUGGAUAUGGAACGUUCUUCAAAGUGUCUAUCUUGGUUACGUUGCCUUGCGUUUCAUUGCGACAGGUCUGUUCCGCGUCGCAUCGAGGUCAGAACAGGGAUGCUCGCACGGUGACGGUAUUUCAUUUCCCGCUGCAACGCCCCCAUUGAAGGGGGGUAAUGGGUCUUCGUCCGACGGCGUCGUCAUUAAGCGCCCAGUUCUUGAUUAUCAAGUCUUUUCGAUGGCUUCGCGGCUUCUGGGUACAUCGCAGAGAAUGCCGUGGCUUUCCGGUUCACUAGCCCUCGUCCAGCACCUGAUCGUGGCAGGACCAGGUCGACUGGGUGACACGAACAGCAUACUUGAUAGAUUUCUCCAAGAAACGAUCGAUGAAUACGUGCUGACCCCCGCUUUGUUGCCCAACCUUCUGCUCGCAUCGCGGAUUGCUCUUUUUCCAACUAAUGCCGGUAAUGCAGCCCCAAUGCCUGGGAAUGUAGUACUCUCGGCUUCGACCCCGCAGCUGUCUGCCCAGCCCCCGACGCCUACUGCGAAGGCCGUCGCUCCAGCUCCUUCCACGACACCUGUUCAGGAAGGGGCCAGGGCCCCUGAAGCUGUACCUUUGACCAGAGAUGCAACAGAUUACAUUCAUGCCGGGAUCAGCAAAUAUGCCGGCAAUGGUAGUGGUUCAGGUGAUCUAACACCAUCACCGCCUUCGACAUCAACACCAGAAUCUGAAACGGUCGCGCCUUCAGAAUCUGAAAUCGCUACCAUCAAGCGAGAAUGUGCAGCUGGCAUCCUAGCUAUGAUUCCGCGCCAAGUUGCACGAUCCUUUUUCGGGCUUCAGAGUGCCGAUAGUUUCUGCACGGGGAGUUCGUCCUCCCCGGUCACGAUCGCUAGUUCGGGAAAGGGCAGAGAAUGUGGCGAUCAAGUGCGAUCUACCUCUCCAAUACGGACCGCGCCGUCCCUCCCAGAACAAAAAAAUGGAAUCCCUGCUGAGCGGUCUGAGCAGCGCCCAGAUGAACACGACAAGGUAGUUGACUCGGACGAGGAGUUCCUUUUGCAGGCUAUUGAGACUGAUCUGCUGGAUCUACUUUCGGAUGAGUACUGCAACAAACAUCUCAUUUACGCUAUUAUUGAGACUGUUCUUGCCGGGGUUCUUCCUGAAUUGGCGAAUCGCAGUGUUGCAGGGCUUAUGGAGGAUCGUGGGGUUACUUCAUCGGGUCUUAAGGCAUAA
Molecule: messenger RNA, 2187 nt
Organism: Penicillium taxi
Lineage: Eukaryota; Fungi; Ascomycota; Eurotiomycetes; Eurotiales; Aspergillaceae
Product: PXA domain-containing protein
Exons: 3
Coding region: 1-2187 (728 amino acids)
Biological process (GO): early endosome to late endosome transport; protein targeting to lysosome; endosome to lysosome transport
Cellular component (GO): early endosome; late endosome; extrinsic component of endosome membrane
Molecular function (GO): phosphatidylinositol binding
Source: RefSeq, a predicted model, not a curated record